AUGGAGUCGACAAACUCAGCGCCUGCGCUCUUAGAAAAUCCCAGGAGUGCGACUCUCAAGCGGCAAAGGAAAUGGCAUCCGCGCGGCUUCACCGGAUGCCUCAACUGCCGCCAGAGGCACGUCAAAUGCGACGAGCAGACGCCCUCGUGCGCCAACUGCACGCGACUGCAUAAAAAAUGCGCUUUUAGCCUCACUUUCGUUCCCCUAUCCGUCAACAACCCAUCGUCGGGUCAUUCCAAGGAUUCCGCGAUUUCACUAAAACGCCGGCAUACGGAACCCGUUAUCGAAGCUGAUGAGGAGGCGGCUGAUGACACGGGCAACUAUUUCCAAUGGCAUCCCACGUCGUCCGAUCAACUGGCUCUUCAGCUGCCAUUGGAUCGUCAAAUAGUCCCGGCCUCGCGUAGCAGGGACAGCCCGCCACUUUUCCAGCUCUACCUACCAGCUCAAUUUCAGUCGCAGAAUGACAUGUAUUAUCAACACUACCUCAUGACCGUUUCCACACUCCUCAUUAUCUUUGAUACCACCUCCGACUCGAACCCUUAUCGGACGCUGCUUGGCCACGUCGGCAGUGAGCACUCCGACAUCCUUCAGGGCACCAUGGAAGCCCUCGGCGCCAUGCACCUGUCCCAACUCCCUCAGGCCCAGAACCGCUCACACCAUCGCAAAGCAGCCGUCAGCAUGUACACCCACAUCGUCACCCAGCUUAGGCGUGCCCUUGCGGCGGAAGCUGCCCAGCCUGCUAGCCUUGAGUUGUUUGCGGUUUGUCUACUCCUCUGCAUGUUUGAACAAAUGUCCGCCACCGACGCUUCCUGGAAGGCUCAUCUACGGGGAGCUGCGUCGAUCCUGCGAUCCAUGUACUCUCCCGGUCCAGCGACGGCUGAUCAAAAUGCAGGCACUUCACUAACCCUGUCCAGCGAGUCUCUUCCUAUACGCCGCUUUUUAGUGUCACUUUUGUCAUACCUCGACGUCGCUGCUUCCUGUGCCACUGGCGAGGAGCCCCUCCUCCCAGGCGACUACUGGGAAUCCUUGGGCGGCGGAUGGCAAUAUAACUUGGGGGUCCCAGACUCUACCACCGAGCUUGAUACAGAGAAACGCAUCCUUGCCCAGGUGCGAAGCGCAUGGUCCCGAGUCAUGUCCAUACAAACAGAAAUUGGCAUCUUCGCCAAGUUGCGCCGGACCGGUCUUUGUCCUCUGCAGAGAGAUACGAUGUACAACGAUCUGGUACAAAGGCUCCGAAACUGGCAUGACAGUGUCCCCGAUGCAUUCUUACAAUUGGUGAACCUCGAUGGUAUCCCUGAAGGCGCGUCCGACGACCAAGUUAAGACUUUGACAAUCACCUCCUGCGUCCAAAGCUACGCCUUGGCGUGUGAUGUCUAUCUCGAAAGGGCUGCCACCAGAAGGAACAGAAGUGCGGAUCCCAAUGAUGCGAUCCAUUCUGUCGUGGAUAGGAUAUUGACCCUGGCGCUAAAUUUCUCGCGCGGUCUGAACCAACUGGCAGUGGUAUGGCCCAUUCUGACUGCGGGCAUUGCCACGAUUGACCCCGACAAGCAAGAUCGGUGCCGCAUGAAAUUGAACGGCAUGAGGUGCUUUGGUUUCAAGGCUGGAAGCCAUGUUAUCGUCAAAUUUGGUCCCAUAACAGACCGAAUCUGCUGA
Molecule: messenger RNA, 1653 nt
Organism: Cordyceps fumosorosea ARSEF 2679
Lineage: Eukaryota; Fungi; Ascomycota; Sordariomycetes; Hypocreales; Cordycipitaceae
Product: Zn(2)-C6 fungal-type DNA-binding domain protein
Exons: 2
Coding region: 1-1653 (550 amino acids)
Biological process (GO): positive regulation of transcription by RNA polymerase II
Cellular component (GO): nucleus
Molecular function (GO): zinc ion binding; DNA-binding transcription factor activity, RNA polymerase II-specific; transcription cis-regulatory region binding
Source: RefSeq, a predicted model, not a curated record